Molecule: messenger RNA, 275 nt
Organism: Racocetra persica
Lineage: Eukaryota; Fungi; Glomeromycota; Glomeromycetes; Diversisporales; Gigasporaceae
Source: the annotation of a GenBank genome assembly
UUUUGGGAUGAUAAUGUGGAAAUUGGCAUAUUGCAAAAAACCUUUUUCAGACCGUGCAUAUAAUUUGGAUCUUGUCAUUGAUAUUUGUGAAGGUUUUCAUCCGGCAUCCAAAUAUAGAAUUCCAGAAUAUUACUUUGAUGUCAUGAAUCAAUGUUUAAGCCUUGAUCCUUUCAUGAGAUCUACUGCUGAACAACUUUACAAAACAUUUGAAACAGAAGAAGGUCCACCACUUUUUAAUAAUAAGUUUGAAGUUCACCCAGAGGCUAUGUACAAUA